Messenger RNA from Dinoponera quadriceps, 1687 nucleotides. RefSeq names its product short-chain specific acyl-CoA dehydrogenase, mitochondrial (gene Arc42). Gene Ontology annotation, biological process: butyrate catabolic process; fatty acid beta-oxidation using acyl-CoA dehydrogenase. The record is from RefSeq and is a predicted model, not a curated record. Gene Ontology annotation, molecular function: flavin adenine dinucleotide binding. The coding region runs from base 218 to 1450 and encodes 410 amino acids. NCBI's taxonomy places the organism in Eukaryota, Metazoa, Arthropoda, Insecta, Hymenoptera, Formicidae. The transcript is spliced from 5 exons. Gene Ontology annotation, cellular component: mitochondrion.
UCUGUUCGUUUUCGCUGCACCUCCGAACUAGUGCAAUAAGUUGAAAAAACAUAUACUUGUCUCGCUUCAACUUUUGCACUAGUUUAGCGGUUCAGCAAAAACGAACAGACCUUAUAUCUAUGUGUUAAUGUAGUUGGCCCCUAAUUGUUAACUAGGACAGUUAUUUUAAUGAUGUUGUAUUAUUAAUAUCAUAAAUUGAACACCAAUUAACAAAAAAAUGGCAAUGCAGUACUUCAGAUUAUUUGUAAAUCCUCGCAUUGUGUCCAAAGGAUACAAUGUUAAAAGAAAUAUCGCUUCCCUUUCCAUGCUACCAGAAACACAUCAAAUGCUACACAAAACAUGCAGAGAUUUUGCCGAAGGAGAAUUGAAGCCUAUUGCAGCUGAAAUUGAUAAAAAACACCUGUAUCCAAAGGAACAAGUCAAGAAGAUGGGUGAACUAGGUCUCAUGAGUCUGUGCAUACCUGAAGCAUUAGGUGGCACAGGACUGGAUACUCUAGCUUAUGCUAUUGCCAUGGAAGAGAUAUCCAGAGGUUGUGCAACUGCUGGAGUUAUAAUGAGUGCGCACAACUCACUUUACUUGGGACCGGUGGACAAAUUUGGUAACAGCAAGCAAAAAGAAAAAUACAUUUCACCCUUCGUGAGCGGUGAAAAGGUCGGUUGCUUUGCUCUCAGCGAGCCAGGCAAUGGAUCUGACGCGGGAGCCGCAUCUACCAUGGCAAAAGCAAAUGGUGACACUUUUGUAAUUAACGGUACCAAGUCGUGGAUUACAAACGCGUUCGAAGCUGGAGCGAUAGUCCUCUUCGCGACGACUGACAAAUCUAAGAAGCAUAAAGGUAUAAGCGCCUUUAUAGUGAACAGUCCAACAACAGGUCUGGCCUUGGGCAAAAAGGAGGAUAAACUGGGCAUACGAGGCAGCAGCACUUGUUCCUUGAUAUUUGAGGAUUGUGAAGUGUCGAGAGAUAACAUCUUGGGUGAACCAGGAAUGGGAUUUAACAUUGCAAUGAUGACUCUAGACAGUGGCAGAAUAGGUAUCGCCGGGCAAGCUUUGGGCAUAGCACAGGCGUCUCUGGACUGCGCGAUGGAGUACGCAUCUAAACGUCAAGCCUUUGGCUUACCUAUCAUCAAGCUGGACAUGAUUAAACAAAAGAUCGCCGACAUGGCUCUGAGGCUGGAGAGCUCGAGGCUCUUAACGUGGAGGGCGGCUCAACUAAAGGACACCGAUAAAUCGUAUACGAAGGAAGCCGCAAUGGCCAAGCUGUCAGCGUCGGAAACCGCCACGUUCUGCGCUCAUCAGUGCAUACAGAUUCUGGGAGGAAUGGGAUACGUGUCGGACAUGCCGGCAGAACGUCACUACAGAGACGCACGGAUUACAGAGAUUUACGAGGGUACGUCGGAGAUACAGAGGCUCGUAAUCGCUGGAAAUCUUAUCAAAGAAUACGGCCUCAAUUGAGGUGGCACAACUCGUGUAAGAUAAUCAUUGGUAUCUGCUUUCAUUUUUUAGUGUCCCAGUAAAAUAUAUUUUUACGUAUAUGCAUCGUUUAUCUAGUUAAUAUUAUCUACUAUUGAUUGUGAAAUAUAUAUAUAUUUUUUUUUAAUAUAUCGUGUGUAUAUAUAUACAAAGAUAUAUUUUUAUAUAUCUUCAUAUCUUUAUACUAGAGAGAAGUCAAAAUAAAUCUCAUACAUGCUA